Molecule: messenger RNA, 1184 nt
Organism: Fukomys damarensis (Damara mole-rat)
Lineage: Eukaryota; Metazoa; Chordata; Mammalia; Rodentia; Bathyergidae
Gene: Lrrc69
Product: leucine rich repeat containing 69
Exons: 8
Coding region: 46-1089 (347 amino acids)
Molecular function (GO): protein binding
Source: RefSeq, a predicted model, not a curated record
CAUAAUAAAGAACUCUAACCUCUCAGGUUACCUUCUUCUAAGAUCAUGGAUGAGAGAUUGUUAAUAGGAGCACUGAAGGGUGGCAAAAACACUAAGAUCAUUUCUUUGAAUAAGAAGAAGAUGACAAAGAUGCCUUCAGCAUUAGAAAAAUUGCCUGGCCUGAAGACUUUAGACCUUCAGAAUAACCUAAUCCCCAAAGUGUGUCCAGAGAUAAGCACCUUGACCCAGUUGACAGUACUAAAUAUGGGAAACAAUCUUUUAGAAGAAGUUCCAGAAGAGAUGAAAUACCUUACUUCCCUGAAGGCACUUCAUUUAUUUGGAAAUAGGAUUUGUAGAUUUGCAACUGGAGCAUGUGAUGGUUUACAAAAUUUGAUCCUGCUUAAUCUGAACAAAAAUCGGCUUACACAACUUCCUCAGGAAGUCAACAGAUUAAAAAGUCUUACAUGUUUGAGUAUAAAUUAUAACCAGCUAACCAGCAUUCCUAGAGAACUUUGUUUCCUUGAGAAUCUUUCUGAACUUCAUUUUAACUACAAUCAACUCAUUUGCAUACCUGAAGAGAUUAAAUUCUUGAAGAAGCUCCAGAAGCUUUUCUUGGCUAGAAACAACAUGGAGGGUUUACCAGAGGGCAUUUGUGAUCUUAAAAAACUAAGAAUCCUAGACAUAGCUGGAAAUAAUGUUCAGAUAUUUCCACCAAGAUUUCAGGAUCUGAAGCUGAGGGAAUUCUACUGUGAGGAUAAUCCACUCUUCCUGAAGCAACCAUUUACGGCUAAACAGCAGGAGGACGUUUGGAGUCUAAAGGAAAUAACAUCAAGAUUUGUUAUGAAUCAGCUAGCUGCAAAGAAUACUUUUCUAAUGCAUGCCGUAGAACAAUAUCCGGAGGUCAGGAACAUAAUCUCUGAGGGAAAAAACUGUGCAAUAUGUGGAAAAUUCUUUUUAACCAUAUGGCUGGAAUGUGUUCAGUUUGUUCCUCCAUCAAAGAACUGGAAGAUAAGCCAAAAUCUACAGCUGGUACCUCUUCGAAUAUUACUUUGUUCUUACAAAUGUUUUAAUCGGCGUAACCCUAACGUCUUUGGAAUUUCUCAAGAGUAGAACAGGUGAGAUGCAUCUUUAGAGCCUAGAUGGCUAUCCAUUAGUUCUGCACAGUGAGCUCAUGCCCCAUCACCAGGCCAUGCUGUGUUAAUCGA